AUGGAAACAAGAUCUGCAAAGCGCAUGAAGCUUUUCCUCAUUGCUGAAACUGAAGCACAAAAUAGCAUCGACCGGAUCAGCGAUCUUCCCGACGCUGUCCUCCACCAUAUUCUCUUCCUUCUUCCCAUCAAAUCCAUCGCCCAAACCAGUCUCUUAUCCAAGCGAUGGAGAUCUCUUUGGUCCUCCUUCCCUGAUCUUGACUUCACCACCAUUAACCCAGAUGGGAUUUCUUCAAAAAACUCGCAUACUUGGGCUGCUGCGGGAAUGGACUUCAUAACCCAGGUUUUAGCCCUCCGCGACAAGCACUCCGACAUAAGGAUUCUUCGUUUUCGUGCCCAUCUGAGUUUUUCUCGUCUAAAUGCUUUGAUUCGCCGCGCCACUAGGCAUAAUGUUCAACAACUCGAUGUCGAGGUCGCCACUGACGAUUAUUUCAACAUCCCCCGAUCGGUCAUCGCGAGUGAAUCUUUACGAGUUUUCAAACUAAAAUCUCGUUACCCGGGUUUUCGUUUGCCUCCUCUGUCAGUCAUGAGGGAUGGUUUUCGAUCCCUCCACACGUUGUCUCUUUCAGUUGUCAUUCUAUACAAUGAGCCCUUACUCGUGGACUUGUUCUCAGAUUCAUCGUUUCCGCAGCUUAAGAAAUUGAAUCUCGACGCUUGCUUUGGGCUGAAACAUCUCAGUGUUAGCUGCCGGGCACUGGAAGAUUUCAGCCUGGAAAGUUGUUUUCAGCUUCAAGGUUUGAAUAUUUCGGGUCCGAAAUUGGAGCGAUUGCGGGUAUCAUAUUGUUUUGAUGCUUAUAGUGAUAAGAGUUGUGUAACGAUCAAUGCACCGAGACUCAGAAUCUUGCUCUGGGAAUAUAAUGCCAUUACAGAUAACAGUGUGCUUGAGAAUUUAAGCUUGCUUCGUCAGGUCUCCAUUGGUUUUAUUGUACUUCAUAAAGAUUUAAGUGGUGAAAAGCUUCAGAGUGUAUCCAAUCUUUUGUCUGGACUCUCUCAUGCCCAUUGCUUGAAGUUUGAAAGCAAGUGUAUCGAGAUUCUAUCAAGCAAUAAUUAUUUUGCUGUUUAUCUACAACCGUUUCAUAACCUAAAAUCUCUGGAAUUGCAAACCAGUUUCAACAAAAACAAUGUCCGAGGAUUAGCAUGCCUAUUCAGAAGCUCUCCCACGCUGCAUACCCUCAUUCUCAAGAUUAUCAACGAUUACAGGGUGGAAAGAAGAGAAUGGAAUCGGGACUUAUGGGAGAUGUCUAGCUGCAGUGAGGAAGAACAAUUUUGGGACUCUCAAACACAGACUUUGAAGUCCUUCCUACACCAUCUGAAGGUAGUGGAGGUCCAUGGGUUUUUAGAUUGUGAGAAUGAGGUCAGUCUGGCAAAGUUUUUGCUCAAGCAUGGAAAGGCCUUGGAAGAGAUGACUCUGUGCACAGGACAGUACUGCAGCGGUGCUAGGGACUCUCUCAGGCGACAAAAGAUUAGGUCACAGAUGAUGGGAUUCUCUUGGGCUUCUUCUAAUGCUAAAAUUUCAUUUCACUAG
Molecule: messenger RNA, 1524 nt
Organism: Alnus glutinosa
Lineage: Eukaryota; Viridiplantae; Streptophyta; Magnoliopsida; Fagales; Betulaceae
Product: putative F-box/FBD/LRR-repeat protein At4g03220
Exons: 3
Coding region: 1-1524 (507 amino acids)
Molecular function (GO): protein binding
Source: RefSeq, a predicted model, not a curated record